Molecule: messenger RNA, 4082 nt
Organism: Bufo bufo (common toad)
Lineage: Eukaryota; Metazoa; Chordata; Amphibia; Anura; Bufonidae
Gene: MFN1
Product: mitofusin 1
Exons: 18
Coding region: 52-2268 (738 amino acids)
Biological process (GO): mitochondrial fusion; mitochondrion localization
Cellular component (GO): mitochondrial outer membrane
Molecular function (GO): GTPase activity; GTP binding
Source: RefSeq, a predicted model, not a curated record
AUUGGCUGUGGCCGUGUCAGGUUACCAGGGUCAGCACGCCGGUCAGAAAUCAUGGAAGAAAAGGGCGUCUCCCCCCUGAAGCACUUUGUGCAGGCGAAGAAAGCCAUCACCUCCAUCUUCGAUCAGCUAGUAGACUACAUCAGUGAUGGCGUUACAUUUGUAGAAGAAACCUAUCGAAAUCCAGAAUUAAGAAACAUCACAUCAGAAGAUGACUUGAAGGAGAUUCAGGGUUAUAAAAAGAAACUGGCUGGGAUUGGGGAAGUUUUGUCACGCAGACACAUGAAGGUGGCCUUCUUUGGCAGAACGAGCAGUGGUAAGAGCUCAGUGAUAAACGCCAUGCUGUGGGACAAGGUCUUGCCCAGUGGCAUAGGACAUACCACUAACUGCUUCCUUAGUGUGGAGGGGACGGAUGGAGACAAAGCUUACUUGAUGACAGAAGGUUCUGAGGAGAAAAAGAGUGUAAAGACUGUGAAUCAGCUGGCACAUGCCCUUCAUAUGGAUAAAGAUUUGGAGGCGGGUUGUCUUGUACAUGUCUUCUGGCCCAAAGCAAAAUGUGCACUUCUUAGAGAUGACUUGGUUCUUGUAGACAGCCCUGGAACAGAUGUGACUACAGAGCUAGACAGCUGGAUCGAUAAGUUUUGUCUUGAUGCCGAUGUAUUUGUUCUGGUGGCUAAUUCAGAAUCUACACUUAUGAACACGGAAAAACAUUUCUUUCAUAAGGUCAAUGAGAGACUUUCUAAGCCAAAUAUUUUUAUCCUAAAUAAUCGCUGGGACGCGUCCGCCUCUGAACCAGAGUACAUGGAUGAUGUGCGCAAACAACACACUGAGCGGUGCCAGUCUUUUUUGGUGGAUGAAUUGAAAGUAGUAGAUCGUUCAGAGGCACAAAAUCGCAUAUUUUUUGUUUCUGCCAAAGAAGUUCUGAGUGCCAGGAUGCACAAGGCACAGGGGAUGCCUGAGGCUGGUGGAGCUCUUGCUGAGGGAUUUGAGAUCAGGUUCUUGGAGUUUCAGAGAUUUGAAAAACUGUUUGAGGAAUGUAUCUCGCAGUCAGCAGUGAAAACAAAGUUUGAGCAGCACACUAUCAGAGCUAAACAUAUUACAGAUACUGUAAAAGACAUAAUGGAUGCCAUUAACGUGGAGGCUGCUGAUAAAAGGGUGAAGACGAUAGAAAACAGAGAAUACCAGGUGGACAGGCUAGAGUUCAUACAGAGUCAAAUGAAGAUCCUUUCUGAAGAUGUCCGGAAAAGAAUCGUGUACAUCACCGAGGUGGUGAACAAACAGGUUUCAGACACUAUGAUGGAUGAGAUCUGCCAUCUAUCUCUUCUAGUGGACAAGUUUGAAGGAGACUUCCACCCAUCAGCACAGUUUCUCAAGCAUUAUAAAAAUGAACUGAAUACCCACAUAGAGAAAGGAAUGGGGAGAAAGCUGGCAGACCGCUGUUCUGAUGCCGUGAAUUCUUCUAUAUGUAAAGCACAAGAGGACAUUAUAGAAAACUUAAAGCCUUUGCUGCCAUCUGCUGUCCAAAGUGAAUACACCACAUGCCUACCAUGCAAGAAAUUUGAUCUCAGUUAUAAUUUAAACUGUGAGAUGUUGUGCAGUGAUUUCCAAGAAGACAUUGAGUUUCGUUUUUCUCUUGGUUGGACGUCGCUUGUUAAUCGGUAUUUAGGUGCCAAAAAUACCCGAAUGUUGCUAGGAUUAACGGAUCCAGUUUUUCAGAUCCCACGACCUGUAAGCACCCCCACCACGUCAUGUAACCCUGCCCAAACUCCUGAAGCUGUAUCCCAAGAAGAGCUAAUGGUUACAGUGAUGUCUGGAUUGGCAUCACUAACAUCAAGAGGUUCUAUGGGUGUCAUAAUCGUUGGAGGAGUGAUCUGGAGAGCUGUGGGCUGGAAGCUGAUUGCCUGCUCACUUCUAGCCUAUGGAGGCUUGUACACGUACGAGAAGCUGACGUGGACCACAAGAGCGAAGGAAAAGGCUUUCAAACAACAGUUUGUGAACUAUGCUGCCCAGAAACUGCAGUUGAUAGUUAGCAUUACCAGUGCCAACUGCAGCCACCAAGUGCAGAAGGAGCUGGACAACAUCUUUACCAAACUCUGUCAGCAAGUAGAUAUUACUCAGAGGGGUCUACUGGAAUCCAUUAAUAGAGAGUCAGAAGAAAUAAGACAGCUUGAGAAAGUUCAAAGCCAAGCCAAGGUCUUAAGAAAAAAAGCUGUACACCUUGAGAAUGAGCUGGAUCACUUUACCAAAAUGUUCCUCAACCAAAAUAAGUAAAGGUGGGGAUGCAGAGGAUGGUUCACACUUAUUCAAGCACCGAGAUGACGAUUCCUGGUCACGGUACACUGUAUUCUAUCACUCAUCUGCCAGGACUUUCUGAGCUGUAAUGUGAAGGAACUAGCAUGAAUCUGUGAGAGGAUGGCAUUAUUACCUCCUGCUGGACAUAACUCUACACAUUCUACGUAUCUCGCAUUACCUUGCAGAGCAGUCACGUUAUAUUGACUUCGCGAUCAGAAAAUAUUUCUUCAUUUUUGUAAAGUAAAAAAUUGCUGAUUUGCCUAAAUCCAUUGUGAUUUGAGAAAAUAUCAAGGUUCAUUUACGUAUUUAUUUUAAUAUAUGAUGAGAGAUCAAAACUUUAUAUUCAUUGUUUCAAAUAAUUGUUAAAGGUUGACAAAGAACCCCCACCCCUCUUUUCUACCACUCAGGUACAACGGCAGAGAUGUUCACAGCAAUGUCCCCACGUUGUGGGAUACCAUAGUCAGAAUAGCAGUGUUAAUGGCAUUAGUUAAAGGAGAACUCUUCAUUAUAUUUAUGUUCAGUCAUAUGUGUUCUGGAAAUGCCGCAGUCACUUCCUGUUAAAGGCAUUUCUCUAAUGUGGGCAAGUCCUCAGUAAUGAUGAUGUGACGAGACAGAUGGCAAUAUAUACGAUCCAAAAAUAAACACUGCCCAUGUAAUCUGAAGGCCAAAAGUGAUAUGGAAUUUAAUAAACUGUCCAGUGGCGCUAAUGAGCCCUUUUCAAGCAUACAUAACACUGGCCAUGUGCAGGUAUGCAUACAUAAUGAUGACCUGCAGAGAUCUCAUAGGACUCCAUAGCAAAACUUUCUAUAGGACCCCCUGCCCCACCUAGUUUCCCAGUACGCAUGCGUCAGACACUCCCUGGCAACGCAAAGCGCAGCGCCCAAGAUUUCUGCCAAAUCUACAAUUUUUGAGUUUAUUAAGCAGUAGGAAUUUUAGUGUGUAAAAAAAAAAAAAAAAGUUGCGCUCACCCACUUUAUGUAGGAAAAAGUGGAACAGGUGUUUAAAAAUAUUGUGCUCAUCCUGAACAGCAUAUUUCUCAGCUACAUAAAUACACUGAUCAUAUCGCUCUAAAUCACUGCUUCCCAUAGGAAUUGUUACGGUUACCAUUGACUGCAGUGGAAGCUGUCAGACCCUCUCUGAACUGAGCUUCCCUAGUGCCAAACAGAAACGGUAGAAGCCGUUCAGCGCUGGGCCACAUAACAGUUCUGUGGUCUGCCUCUAUAGAAGGUAUGCCACUGGAUGACAUCAUAGGUUUGAGGCCAAAGGAACUGAUAUCCGUGGCAUCAGUAAGGGGACCUGUAUGUAAUGCAAUAUGUUAUGGAUAUUGUAAUAACUCAUUGUUAUGCAAUUUAAUUUUAUUGUAUUGGGUACACUUAUGAUGUCAUCAUUACGUAUCUAUACCUGCUCAUGUUCAGUGUUAUGUAUGCUUGGAAAAGGCUGCUUCUAGCAGAAACAUUGCAUCACUGGAUAGGUUGUUGAAUGAAAUUCCUUGUGGCUUCUUGCUUCAAAUUACAUGUGCUGCCUUCCUUAUAUUAUUUGACUGUGGACCAAGCCCACUUCAAGAUGUGCAUCAGCCAGACUUCUAUUCUAUACCAGGAAGUGCUACCCAGUUACAUCAUCUGGAGACAUGAUCACAUGUCACUUUAGAGAAGCCGCUUAAAAAAGAUUUAAUCACACGUUUACAGUUUUCCUACACUUGUAAGAAGUGGCACUGAUUUUUCUAUACAUUAUGUCUACUAAUGUAUAUAGCAGUUUGAGGCAGAAAACAAUAAAUUGCAGUUUUAUAUUUCUCA